This is a messenger RNA of Ochlerotatus camptorhynchus, 807 nucleotides long. RefSeq names its product ATP synthase, delta subunit (gene ATPsyndelta). The transcript is spliced from 4 exons. Gene Ontology annotation, biological process: proton motive force-driven ATP synthesis. Gene Ontology annotation, molecular function: proton-transporting ATP synthase activity, rotational mechanism. NCBI's taxonomy places the organism in Eukaryota, Metazoa, Arthropoda, Insecta, Diptera, Culicidae. The record is from RefSeq and is a predicted model, not a curated record. The coding region runs from base 108 to 593 and encodes 161 amino acids.
AAAUUCGCACAACUCGUAACUUUUUUGACAGCUUGCGGCAGACAUUCUUCGUGGUUGCGCACAUUCUCGAGGUUUUGCAGUGUAAAAAGUUUUAGUAAAAUCAAAAAAUGUCGUUCGCCCUGAGAAGCACUGCUCGUUUGGCCGCCUCGGUCCGCCCGGCUCUGCGUUCGAUGCAGUUCCGUGGCUACGCCGACGAGAUGGCCUUCACGCUGGCCGCGUCCAACAAGGUGUACUACGACGCUGCCAACAUCCGGCAGGUGGAUGUGCCCUCCUUCAGCGGUGCCUUCGGUAUCCUGCCCAAGCACGUCCCCACUCUGGCUGUUCUGAAGCCAGGAGUCGUCACCGUCUACGAGCAGGAUGGUGCUACCAAGAAAAUCUUUGUUUCCAGCGGUACCAUCACCGUGAACGAGGAUUCUUCGGUUCAGGUUCUGGCCGAGGAAGCUCACCCAAUUGAAGAUCUGGACGCCAGUGCGUGCCGCGAGAUCCUGUCCAGUGCUCAGAGCCAGUUGUCCUCCGCCUCGAACGAUAGGGAACGUGCCGAAGCCGCCAUCGCUGUUGAAGUUGCUGAGGCUCUGGUGAAAGCCGCCGAAUAAGCGUGAUCGCAGAGAAUACUGCCAUCAGUUAAAACUUUUGUUAAUACAAUUAAGACCUACACAUUCAAGACCGACAAGGCAAUAGUGGAACCGAUGGGAUGGAUGGAACAUUUUCGGAAAAAAAGAAACACCUUAGAGUACAGUCACGUUGCAGUAACCGAAGAAAAAGAAGAAGGGUUAAUAAAUUCAAGCAGACAGCGAGUUUAGAAGCGUA